Molecule: messenger RNA, 356 nt
Organism: Periconia digitata
Lineage: Eukaryota; Fungi; Ascomycota; Dothideomycetes; Pleosporales; Periconiaceae
Source: the annotation of a GenBank genome assembly
UUCUACAAUCUCCAUUACAUUCUUUUCCAAUUAAAACUAUCUUCACUCCUUCAAACUUUCUCAACCCAAAUCCAAAAUGCAGUUCUCCACCAUCGCCAUCACUAUCUUCUCUACCUUCAUGGCCACCACCUACGCAUUGCCCGCCGUCGAAGGCGUCGACUUCAACAACCUCAACGAACGUGAUGAGGUGAUGUGCGGUGGUAAGUGGUGCCACCCGAACUGCUGCUUGCCGGGUAUUCUGGGCCACCCUGCCAGCGUCACCUGCACGACCUCUUGCUAGAGAGCUUCUUCGACCUCUCUCCUUUCUCGAGCGUUCUGCAUUCAGUCUGAGACAAGGGAGCUUUUUUUUCUCGAUG